GAGCAGAGUAGAACAGGGAAGAGAACAGAGCAGGUUAGAGGACUCUGAAAGUUUAGCCAACUGUCGUUUGGUUGACAACUCAACCCAGGUCAUAAAGAUAUAAACAGUCAUAGAAAAUAUAAACCGUCAUAUUAUUUAACAGAUGUUUUAUUUGAAGGUACACACUCUUCUUGUUGGGAUUCUGGUUGUUUUAGCAGGUUCAGCCAGGUGUUCAGAAGAUGAGACGCGUCUGGUUAAAACCCUGUUCACCGGCUAUAACAAGGUGGUCCGCCCUGUCAAUCACUUCAGAGAUCCGGUGGUGGUGACUGUAGGCUUGCAGCUCAUCCAGCUCAUUAGUGUGGAUGAAGUCAAUCAAAUUGUGACCAGUAAUGUGCGGCUGAAACAGAUAUGGGAGGACGUGAAUCUGAAGUGGAACCCUGAUGAUUAUAGUGGAAUUAAGAAGAUCAGAAUCCCUUCCACAGACAUCUGGCGUCCUGACCUCGUGCUCUAUAACAAUGCAGAUGGAGACUUUGCAAUCGUCCAUGAGACCAAGGUGCUGCUGGAGCACACAGGUCUGAUCACCUGGAACCCUCCGGCCAUCUUUAAGAGCUACUGUGAGAUCAUUGUGCUUCACUUCCCCUUCGACCUGCAGAACUGCAGUAUGAAGCUGGGGACAUGGACCUACGACGGCAACCUGGUAGUGGUCAACCCGGACAACGACCGGCCUGACUUGAGUAACUUCAUGGAGAGUGGUGAGUGGGUGAUGCAGGACUAUAGGAGCUGGAAGCACUGGGUGUACUAUGCCUGCUGCCCUGACACGCCCUACCUGGAUAUCACCUACCACUUCCUGAUGCUGAGGCUGCCUCUCUACUUUAUCGUCAACGUCAUCAUCCCCUGCAUGCUGUUCUCCUUCCUGACUGGACUGGUCUUCUACCUCCCCACUGACUCUGGUGAGAAGAUGACCCUGUCUAUCUCUGUCCUGCUGUCUCUCACUGUGUUUCUGCUAGUCAUCGUGGAGCUCAUCCCCUCCACCUCCAGUGCGGUGCCUCUCAUUGGGAAGUACAUGCUCUUCACCAUGGUCUUCGUCAUAGCUUCCAUCGUCAUCACCGUCAUCGUCAUCAACACACACCACCGCUCUCCCAGUACACACACAAUGCCCCAGUGGGUCCGCAAGCUUUUCAUCGACACCAUCCCCAAUUUCAUGUUCUUCUCGACUAUGAACCGUCCAUCCAGGGACAGGCAGGAGAAGAGGAUCCACCCGACUGACUUUGACAUCUCCGACAUCUCGGGCAAGCCUGCCCCUGCCUCUGUCACCUUCCAGUCCCCCAUCACCAAGAACCCGGACGUCCGCAGCGCCAUCGAGGGGGUCAAGUACAUCGCAGAGACCAUGAAGUCUGACGAAGAGUCUAACAAUGCUGCUGAGGAGUGGAAGUUUGUAGCCAUGGUCCUGGAUCACAUCUUGCUGUGUGUGUUCAUGGCUGUGUGUAUCAUCGGCACCAUGGGAGUGUUUGCUGGACGUCUCAUUGAGCUGAGCAUGCAGGACUAAAGGAGAGACCUAGCUGGAGUCAUCCUGGUCUGGCCACACUCUGGUUCUCCUGCUCGCUCUGACACCUGUCUGCUGUGCCUCUACCCCGAGUCAACCUGGUCUGUCCACACUCUGGUUCUCCUGCUCGCUCUGACACCUGUCUGCUGUGACUCUACCCCGAGUCAUCUGGUCUGUCCACACUCUGGUUCUCCUGCUCGCUCUGACACCUGUCUGCUGUGCCUCUACCCCGAGUCAACCUGGUCUGUCCACACUCUGGUUCUCCUGCUCGCUCUGACACCUGUCUGCUGUGCCUCUACCCCGAGUCAUCUGGUCUGUCCACACUCUGGUUCUCCUGCUCGCUCUGACACCUGUCUGCUGUGCCUCUACCCCGAGUCAACCUGGUCUGUCCACACUCUGGUUCUCCUGCUCGCUCUGACACCUGUCUGCUGUGCCUCUACCCCGAGUCAACCUGGUCUGUCCACACUCUGGUUCUCCUGCUCGCUCUGACACCUGUCUGCUGUGCCUCUACCCCGAGUCAUCUGGAAAUGACAAUCAAUCGAUUGAUUGAUUGGUUGGUUGGAUCGUUGAUUGAAUGUAACUGGUCCAGUGAGGUGUUGUUAUAGAUUACAGUUGAAAAUAUGGACAUUCAUGGCACUCAGUGUUGAUAAGGUGUCCCGCUGUCAGCUGUCUGUGACUUGAUGGAUUGUGUUUAAGGAACGACGGUUAACCUCCCUAACGAGGGGAUUUCUUUAUUUUUAACCAUCGUUCCUCAUGUGGAACGAAGGAUGCAGAGUAUAUUGGUUUAACAAACUCUAUAUAACGGCUCUGAUUGUGAGCACUCUGGCACUCUUAUGGCACUGUGGAUGAGGGAGGUCACAUUAUGGCACUGUGGAUGAGGGAGGUCACAUUAUGGCACUGUGGAUGAGGGAGGUCACAUUAUGGCACUGUGGAUGAGGGAGGUCACAUUAUGGCACUGUGGAUGAGGGAGGUCACAUUAUUGCACUGUGGAUGAGGGAGAUCACAUUAUGGUACUGUGGAUGAGGGAGGUCACAUUAUGGUACUGUGGAUGAGGGAGAUCACAUUAUGGCACUGUGGAUGAGGGAGAUCACAUUAUUGCACUGUGGAUGAGGGAGAUCACAUUAUGGUACUGUGGAUGAGGGAGGUCACAUUAUGGUACUGUGGAUGAGGGAGAUCACAUUAUGGUACUGUGGAUGAGGGAGGUCACAUUAUGGUACUGUGGAUGAGGGAGGUCACAUUAUGGUACUAUGGAUGAGGGAGGCCACAAGCAGCUGGUAGUGCAUCUUGUCCUUGUAGCAUGAUCUUUAUUGACGAUCAGAAAUUCAGUUUGAAUGAGUUUCUCAACAUUGAUUUAGAAGUGGUCCAGUCUUGUGGAUGGGCUGUUGCUUAUUUAAUAAAGAUGACAGUGCAGGGGCUGCUGGGAAACUACAUGAUGUUUUAUCUUGUCCGAUGUUAGGGUUUUUUCUCCUCCUUCUGCCAAAUGUCAUCAUGGUUCUAUUUUUAGAUUUGGUUAGAUGUGGAAAGAAUUGGGUGAAUAAAAAUAAUAUCUACUUUCA
Molecule: messenger RNA, 3078 nt
Organism: Salvelinus namaycush (lake trout)
Lineage: Eukaryota; Metazoa; Chordata; Actinopteri; Salmoniformes; Salmonidae
Product: acetylcholine receptor subunit alpha-like
Exons: 9
Coding region: 143-1525 (460 amino acids)
Biological process (GO): regulation of membrane potential; chemical synaptic transmission; monoatomic ion transmembrane transport
Cellular component (GO): neuron projection; synapse; postsynaptic membrane
Molecular function (GO): acetylcholine-gated monoatomic cation-selective channel activity; transmembrane signaling receptor activity
Source: RefSeq, a predicted model, not a curated record